Hevea brasiliensis (rubber tree) is the source of this 1260-nucleotide messenger RNA. Its product is annotated as receptor-like protein 43. The record is from RefSeq and is a predicted model, not a curated record. The transcript is spliced from 2 exons. Gene Ontology annotation, molecular function: protein binding. NCBI's taxonomy places the organism in Eukaryota, Viridiplantae, Streptophyta, Magnoliopsida, Malpighiales, Euphorbiaceae. The coding region runs from base 1 to 1260 and encodes 419 amino acids.
AUGUCUUUGGUCGCACCUAGUUCCUUACCUAGGCAUGAUUGGAAUAAUUCUCUCCAGUCCUUGUCUCUUUCUAGAACAAAGAUUCAAAUACAUUUAGAACAUGACUUUAUCAGUAAUUUAAAGUCUCUGGAAACUUUGGAUCUCAGUGCCUGCAACUUUGAAGGUUCAAAUUUGGAAUUGUUUGAUAAGUUGACCCAACUCAUUGAGUUGCGCCUCUCUCAUAAUAAUUUCAGUGGUCAAAUUCCAUCUUCAGUUGAAAAUCUUAAGAAACUCUUGGAAUUAGACCUCUCUCAUAACAAUUUCAAUGGUCAGAUUCCCUCCUCAUUUGAAAACCUCCAACAACUUCAUGUUUUGUACCUCCAAAAUAACAAUCUCAGUGGUCAAAUUCCUACUUACUUUACAAACUUCACACAACUUUCUCUUUUCUCUUUAUCAAAUAAUCUGUUUACUGGCCCCAUGUUCCAAGUAGACAGGCUUUUAAGUCUAUACUACCUUGAUUUAUCCAAUAACUUGUUAAAUGCAACAAUACCAGCCUCUCUGGUUACCCUACCUCGACUGUACACCAUAGUCCUCAACAGUAACCAACUCACCUGUAAUUUUGGUCCAUUCAAGGAUAAUCAAUUGGGAGAAGUCCCUUCUACAACAUGCAAGCUGAAAUCUCUCCAUAUUCUUGGCUUGUCAAGCAAUUGUUUGAAUGGCAUCAUCCCACAAUGUUUGGGAAAUUUUAGCAACGCCUUUUCGAUGUUGCAUUUGGGCAUGAACAAUUUCCAAGGAACCAUUCCUGAACCAUUUUCAGUGGGCUGCAGCUUGAGAUAUUUGAAUUUCAAUGGCAGUCAAUUGCGAAAGAGAGUCCCACUGUCCAUCUCCAAUUGUAAAAUUUGGGAAAUCUUAGAUCUUGGCAACAAUCGUAUAGAUGGCACAUGUCCUCAUUUUCUGGAAACUCUUCCUGAGUUGCAAGUUCUAGUGCUCCAAUCCAAUGAACUCCAUGGCAUGGUGAAAGGAUCCUCUACCAAUUACUCGUUCUCAAAGCUACAAAAUUUUGACCUCUCCAAUAACAUGCUUAGUGGGCCUUUACCUGCAGAGUAUUUCAAUAAUUUCAAAGCAAUGAUGAAUGUUGAUGUGAAAAUGAAAUACAUGGGUUCACCAAAUUAUAAUUAUGAUUAUUCAGCGAGUCUGACGCUCAAAGGAUUGAAGAUUGAAUUGGUGAAAAUUCAAACACUUCCCACAACCAUUGAUUUGUCAAGAAACAAACUACGAUAA